GCAGAUAGGGCCGAGGAGUCCUGGUCCGCCCCCUGGCGGCCCGGCCGGCGGCCCUCGUGUGUGGUGGUCGGAUCACUCGCGAGCCGGCGAUCUGUGCAGGAUGAGGACCAUCCUGGUGCUCUUGGUGGUGGUGGUGUGCGCAGUCCACGCCACCUCAGCAGCCCAUCUGUCCAAGAAGAAGCACAAACAUCAUUCAUCAACAAGUACGAGCACUUCAACAUCAACAACCACCACCACCACAUCCAGGCCCAGGACAACAACUGAACUGCCUGCGGUCAUCGAUGCUGACGACGACGAUCUUGACGACGUACCGUACCUCCACAACCUAGACAUAAUCAAGAUCCAUCUGCCACUGCCAGCCGAUCGCGACAGCAGCAACGACCGCCGGCAUGGAGGGCCAGGCGCCUCCAAACACGGCACCACGGCAGCGCCGGUCACUGAACCCACCGCGGCACCGGAGCCCGAAACAACUACUGCGGCAGAGCCCGAACCCACGACGGUGCCCGAACCCGAACCCACGACAGCCCAAGAGCCGGUAACAACCGCUGCUGCCGAGCCGGAGGUUGUGCCGACGGCGGAGCCAGCCGGUGCUGACGCCGAUGCUGACUCUGACGCCGACAGGCAAGUCGUCAUUCCGGACGUGGCCACCUUCGACGCCGUGUUCGCCAACAAAAGCCGGCUGGCCGACAACAUCAAAGUGUUCGCAUUCGGUGGGGUGUACCAGAUCGUUAUCAACCGAACGCGCAACUCGGUAGAGGUGGUGAUGGUGAAGCGGUUGCAGAACGUCACUCAGGGGGCGUUGGGGAACGGUGCUGGCUCCGGCAGACGCAUGCAGAUGAUGGUGCGGGGUCCGUCGGUGACCGGUCUGGGAAACACGGCCGGUGAGGACGAAGCUGGCGAUGAAGGUAACGAGAUAGCAGAUGACGCAGAAGAAGCGGAUGACAAUACGACCGACGACAAGGACGGAAAGAAGGACGGGGGAGAUAAAACCGAAGACGAGGGUGAUGGAAGCGACGUAGGAGACGAAAACGAAGACGAGGCCGGUAAAGGAGACGAGAAGGACAAGUCAGCCACUGGCAAAGACGAGGACGACGGACAGGAAACGAACCAAGAUGAGGACAAGUUCGACGCUAUUUUCGUCAACGGCUCAGCACUCAGCGGAGUGGAGGUGGGCGUGGUGACGUUCAACUCCACCGGAGUGUUCAAGCUGAACGUCUCCAUUAGCGACGACUUCAUGACGGUGAUCGUCUCCAAGAUCGCUGAGCAGAUGGGCGAGCAUGGAGUCACCAUGCCGAGCCACUUCAGGGGACCUUCUCGGACAGCUGCGCUGGCGAGCGCGGCACAACCGUCAGCGGCUGACCACGGCGGCGCGGCCAGCGGCUCCUUGCAGACGGCCCUGAUCGUGAUGACGGUGGCGGCCGUGGCCGUGCUCGCCGGGGCCGUGCUGGUGUGGCGGCGCAGGAGGCGUGACGCAUACUCGUCGUUCAUGCGCAGAGGUGAAGACUACGGCACUCUGGAGCACGCCUCGGAGGCCACCGACUUUUACGGCAUGGUCGAAUAAGACGUGGUCAUGGUCGAAUAGGUGACGUCCUCUGCGACGGUCGUGUAUCGAAUGCAGCGUCAUCUGCGGGAGCUAAUCGUAACGGGGUAGGCGAAGAGAUGUCGGUUUGGAUGGCGGCCGGAAGUUUAACAAUGCGCGCAUUUAGCUGUUGUUUUGCUCGUCGAACAGUUAUCAAACGUUUAACCCCGAAUGUAUUAAACGGCUAGUUCUAUGUCAUACAAAAUAUGCUUAUGUUGCGAUUUCAUGUCUGUGUGUUUUUCGUGGCAAACCUUAAGAUCUCCUAUCAGCUAUCUAAGAACGUGUUACCUUCUUUCACUCCUACACAUUCCUUUUCUGUCUAUGAAGCGUCAGCUUCGGCUUCAGUGUGACAGACUGACGUGUCCCCGCGUGCGGCACCUGCGGUAGGACGGUACACAGGGAUCAGGCGGACUCUCACUGGCUGUCUGUGUCACUGUUUCAGAGUACCUGCCGAUGUAGACAGCUGAGCUCAUAGACCGUAGUCAGCUGAUGAAGCUGUGUCGUCGUCGACCAAUACACGAAAGCUGGGUGU
This is a messenger RNA of Pollicipes pollicipes, 2111 nucleotides long. Its product is annotated as nucleoprotein TPR. The transcript is spliced from 4 exons. NCBI's taxonomy places the organism in Eukaryota, Metazoa, Arthropoda, Thecostraca, Pollicipedomorpha, Pollicipedidae. Bases 101 to 1561 code for a protein of 486 amino acids. The record is from RefSeq and is a predicted model, not a curated record.